This is a messenger RNA of Ornithodoros turicata, 7368 nucleotides long. RefSeq lists its product as uncharacterized. Gene Ontology annotation, cellular component: nucleus. The transcript has 2 exons. Bases 261 to 6752 code for a protein of 2163 amino acids. The record is from RefSeq and is a predicted model, not a curated record. NCBI's taxonomy places the organism in Eukaryota, Metazoa, Arthropoda, Arachnida, Ixodida, Argasidae. Gene Ontology annotation, biological process: regulation of DNA-templated transcription. Gene Ontology annotation, molecular function: zinc ion binding; RNA polymerase II transcription regulatory region sequence-specific DNA binding; DNA-binding transcription factor activity, RNA polymerase II-specific.
AUGAAGCAGGGCGAUUUGUUCAUCGGUUCAUCGGCAAUCAUUCUUUUCUGCGCCAUCUUGAAGACGACGCGAGCGCCUCUAUAGGUAGCUGGAGAGGCAACGUGGGAAAAUCAAGUCAACUGACGUAAGUCGAAGUGGUCAAAGUCCAAGCGGUCCAGUCUAAGUUCGAUCAAGUUGCUUUCGUGUAUUCACCACGCAUGGUGCCUAGUAAACUUGUCGCUGCACACAUAUGAUUACUAUUUACACAAGUCAGCUGAUAGAUGUCUGCUGCCAGCGAACGUGGCCGUGGUCGCGGCAGUGGCAGACAUAGGGUGGCAUACGCCUCUGAUCAGCAACGCUCUGCCGGGGAUGAUGCAGCAUCACUUCAGCACCAGCAAAUCGGGCCAGGACGGCGGAGGAGACGGGCGCACAGAGGCCGAGCUCAAAACCAACCUAGUAUUCCUUCUGCUUCCAAUGCCACAUUGCUCUUCAGCUAUCAACAUGCUCAGCAAGGAGAUGGCCCUGCACCGUCCAUCCUAGAUGCCACAGUUGAACAGACUCAAGUGCAAGGAUCGGCCUGCCGAAGCCGGGGCCCUCUUCAUCGAAAUCAAGAAGAGGAUAUUGAAGGAAAUGGAGGUUCAGGAGCAAGUAAGAGGGAUACCUCUGCAGGUGCAAUACCAAAAACCGUUCGCUCAUGGAGAUUGGAAGCAUCAACUUUGGGACAAGACACUUUGGAGCCCGGAAGACUGAACAACACUGAACGAACAACUCCCCUUCUGCCUACCUACGAGCAACUAAUUCUCCGUACUGCAGACUCUGAUGGCAUAGGUAUGCACAGCGGGCCAUUGAGAGCAUUUAAUGAACAUCUGAGGUCGUGCCUCACUGGAGCAACAGCAUCCAUCGGUUUCUUCUGCUUGAAAGAGCGGAGGCUCGUACCAGGUCGCGGCCUUGGCUGGGCACUAGAACCGCAGCCGCAGGUCUCCAGUGGGAGAGUAAUACUCUUAAAAGACACCGAAAAGAGGCAGAUCUAUUACGGGGAAGUGGUCAGGCACAACAAGGAAGUGCUCGCUGUUUUGUAUAAUUCUGAGCUUGCCAUGAACUGUGCCAGUAAGUUGGAGGGUGCAGAUGCUGGGAUGAGUGCUUCUUUUUUCUGGGCGUUAACCACAGCCCUUAGCGAGCAGCCCGUGAGAGCACACUUCGAUAUUUUGAGUGGGUAUACAGCUGCUGUUCCAGCAUCUUCAAUAUUUUCGCACCAAAUACCACUCCACUUUGAAAGCCUCGGACAUUCGGGAUGUUACUGGCCAGACGAUGUAAAUACACUGGACGAACGGCAGUAUGGUGCCCUUCGUUCUGCCAUUACGAAUGCCAUAACCACGGUGCAUGCACCGCCUGGAAGUGGAGCUACUCGUCUUGCAUCCUGCAUUGUGCGAAUGCUUUUGGACAACUUACCUGUCUGGUAUGGAAAAAAGCAGCCGGCAUUGAUUGUCACAGAAGACGUCUCUCCCUUCAGUGCUUGCGUCUCUGGCUUGCAAGUCUUCACGCUUGGUAAACAUCUCGUUGUGGUUCAGCAUCCUAACUCUGUAAGGGAAACCGCAACGGCUACUCCUGAUGUUGUUCAUGCGAAACGUAAAGUUGACGAAGCUCUCGCAAGAGUUGUCAACAUUGCGUCUGUCCUUAUGGCCUCAGAACUUCGCGUCCUGCAUCAGGAUGAAUUGAAGGACUUCACAAGAUCAUUUUCUGACAGGUUGGGGCAAGAGAGAAAUUAUGUACGGGAUUGGCUCUUCUAUGGGAUGAUCCCUGAAGAAGUCGAGCAUGUUGCUAAUGCUGAAGCGAUGAAUUACGAUGCAGAAUGUAAACGCUACCAGGACGUUCUGAAACAUGAUGAAAACUCCAACAAGAAGUUUGGGAAACGGAUGGUCCAAGGCAGAAUGAAGUUCCAGCGAGGGCACUUCCUGCAGAAUGUGUACAUGAAAAACAUUUACGUAUGGAAGAAGCUUCGCAACACUCAAAAUGAGUGUCUUCCUGAUUUGGCGCACGUCAAGAGUAUCUACUCCCUCGACGUUGUUGACAAGUGGAUUCUGUACAACUUGUGGGUAUCACGUUUCAGAAGUUCUAACCAUCGUCAACUGUGCAUGGCACAAGAGCAAGUCACCCGCGAAAGUCAAGUGUACAACAGGGUUUCAAAAGAAUCUACCACAACUCAAGUCGUUGGCAAGCCAGUUGUUGUGGUAAGCCCCCAUGCUGCUGUAGAGCACAGAUUUUUACUACAGGCACUCUGCCCACGGAUUCUGAUGGUACUUGGAGCCCAACGAGUUGGAGACUUUCUGCUCCCAGGUAUCAUGUUUCCUAGCAUCGAGCAAGCAGUGCUCAUUGGAAACAACUUUGAUGCAGCACAAGUGAAUGGCUCUUUGUGGCACCGGGUUCAUCAUGGCGGUAGUACUACAGGGCACUAUGAGCUGAACAUGCAGUAUGUAUUGCCACAGAACAUCUGCACAGUAUUAAGUGCAUGCACUGGUGAAAGGAUGGUAUCACGGAUUACUACAAAUUUGUCUUUAAGGGGUGUGAAGGAAUACAUAAGGAUCUUCAACAUAAAGCAAAGGGACACGGCCUUGUUAAUGCUCGUUCAGCUUGCAGCUCACUUUGUAAGUCAUGGAUAUGGAAACAGUAGUCUUGCCGUUCUAACCCUGGACUCCAGCAGAGACACUGUGCAUCAUGUGCAAUCAGUCCUGGAUGCUAGGGGUAUCGAUAUUAGGGCGGCUUCCAUCCGUUCAUGGUACCCACGUUGUGCCGUGAUAAUUCUUAUCUAUGCUAGUGCAAAGUCUAGUGGAAAAAUGUUUGCUGCUGCAAUAAGUCGUAGUCUGUGCGCCGUUUAUGCCUUCGGUGAUGUCCCUCCUGAGGACGAAGAGUUCCAGAACAUUGUGAACGCAUCAAGGCACAUCUCACUGGGUCCCCUGACCUUAGAAUGCAUCAGGCACCCAGGGAAGCCUGUCUUUAUAUCAAGCCCUCGAGACUUUACGACAAAGUCCAACGACAACGGCAGCUGCAGAGAACGAUGCGGCAAACCACUACGUUGUGGUCACACGUGUCCUAAUAAAUGCCACGUGGGAGCACACACUGAGCGGUGCAAAGAACAAGUUAGUGUGACCCUUUCUUGUGGACACUCAGGAAUGGUACGCUGCAGCGAUGCAGCAUUGUACGCUGCUGCUGACCCCUUGCGGCGUCUAAAUAGCAGCCUACACCUUCCUCCAUGUAAUGUAAUGGUUCGAGCGACUCUUCCAAACUGUGAACACCUUGCAGAGUUCCCUUGCUUUUCAAGGGACAGGGAUCGCUUGACUUACCAAUGCAUAGAGCGUGUGUCCACUCUAAGCUGUGGGCAUUCAGCUUCCAUCCUUUGUCACGAGCAGAAAAUAUUUUUGUGUCAGCAGCGUGUUACCAAGACACUCCCUUGUGGCCAUCGUGUUACCAGAACUUGUUGCAAUACAUCCAUGUGUACAUUGGAGGUAGAGAAAGAACUUCCCUGUGGCCACACCGUAUUGCUUGAGUGCUGGAUGGCAACUUCCAACUAUUGGAAAUCGAAGUCCUGUAACGUAAGAGUGCGCACUAAGCUUCCAGACUGUGAACACCACGUGGAAUUUCCUUGCUCGUCCGUAUCAACAGAUCGCCUGAAUUACCAGUGCAGAGAACUUGGCGCCACACUUGACUGUGGCCACAAGGCAGAGGUUGUUUGCUGCAUGAGAAAAAUGUUUCGCUGCCAAGAAAUAUUGGAGAAACGCAUGCCCUGUGGGCACUUAGUUCGUCGAGGGUGCUCUUGGAGAGAUUCGCCUUGCACGGAACGUGUUGAGAGGACACUUGCUUGCGGUCACUCAUUGUGGGUGGAUUGUAAUACAGACAUCAGAGGCGUCUUGCGCAGUGCAGUCGCAGAGAAUGGCACCUGCAGAGAGCGAUGUGGCAAACCACUACGUUGUGGUCACACGUGUCCUAAUAAAUGCCACGUGGGAGCACACACUGAGCGGUGCAAAGAACAAGUUAGUGUGACCCUUUCUUGUGGACACUCAGGAAUGGUACGCUGCAGCGAUGCAGCAUUGUACGCUGCUGCUGACCCCUUGCGGCGUCUAAAUAGCAGCCUACACCUUCCUCCAUGUAAUGUAAUGGUUCGAGCGACUCUUCCAAACUGUGAACACCUUGCAGAGUUCCCUUGCUUUUCAAGGGACAGGGAUCGCUUGACUUACCAAUGCAUAGAGCGUGUGUCCACUCUAAGCUGUGGGCAUUCAGCUUCCAUCCUUUGUCACGAGCAGAAAAUAUUUUUGUGUCAGCAGCGUGUUACCAAGACACUCCCUUGUGGCCAUCGUGUUACCAGAACUUGUUGCAAUACAUCCAUGUGUACAUUGGAGGUAGAGAAAGAACUUCCCUGUGGCCACACCGUAUUGCUUGAGUGCUGGAUGGCAACUUCCAACUAUUGGAAAUCGAAGUCCUGUAACGUAAGAGUGCGCACUAAGCUUCCAGACUGUGAACACCACGUGGAAUUUCCUUGCUCGUCCGUAUCAACAGAUCGCCUGAAUUACCAGUGCAGAGAACUUGGCGCCACACUUGACUGUGGCCACAAGGCAGAGGUUGUUUGCUGCAUGAGAAAAAUGUUUCGCUGCCAAGAAAUAUUGGAGAAACGCAUGCCCUGUGGGCACUUAGUUCGUCGAGGGUGCUCUUGGAGAGAUUCGCCUUGCACGGAACGUGUUGAGAGGACACUUGCUUGCGGUCACUCAUUGUGGGUGGAUUGUAAUACAGACAUCAGAGGCGUCUUGCGCAGUGCAGUCGCAGAGAAUGGCACCUGCAGAGAGCGAUGUGGCAAGACACUACGUUGUGGUCACACGUGUCCUAAUAGAUGCCACACGGGAGCACACAUUGAGCGGUGCAAAGAAGUUAGUGUCACCCUCUCUUGCGGACACUCAAGGAUGGUGUGCUGCAGCGAUGCAGCAUUGUACGCUGCUGCCAACCCCUUGCGGCGUCUAAAUAGCAGCCUACACCUUCCUCCAUGUAAUGUAAUGGUUCGAGCGACUCUUCCAAACUGUGAACACCUUGCAGAGUUCCCUUGCUUUUCAAGGGACAGGGAUCGCUUGACUUACCAAUGCAUAGAGUGUGUGUCCACUCUAAGCUGUGGGCAUUCAGCUUCCAUCCUUUGUCACGAGCAGAAAAUAUUUUUGUGUCAGCAGCGUGUUACCAAGACACUCCCUUGUGGCCAUCGUGUUACCAGAACUUGUUGCAAUACAUCCAUGUGUACAUUGGAGGUAGAGAAAGAACUUCCCUGUGGCCACACCGUAUUGCUUGAGUGCUGGAUGGCAACUUCCAACUAUUGGAAAUCGAAGUCCUGUAACGUAAGAGUGCGCACUAAGCUUCCAGACUGUGAACACCACGUGGAAUUUCCUUGCUCGUCCGUAUCAACAGAUCGCCUGAAUUACCAGUGCAGAGAACUUGGCGCCACACUUGACUGUGGCCACAAGGCAGAGGUUGUUUGCUGCAUGAGAAAAAUGUUUCGCUGCCAAGAAAUAUUGGAGAAACGCAUGCCCUGUGGGCACUUAGUUCGUCGAGGGUGCUCUUGGAGAGAUUCGCCUUGCACGGAACGUGUUGAGAGGACACUUGCUUGCGGUCACUCAUUGUGGGUGGAUUGUAAUACAGACAUCAGAGGCGUCUUGCGCAGUGCAGUCGCAGAGAAUGGCACCUGCAGAGAGCGAUGUGGCAAGACACUACGUUGUGGUCACACGUGUCCUAAUAGAUGCCACACGGGAGCACACAUUGAGCGGUGCAAAGAAGAAGUUAGUGUCACCCUCUCUUGCGGACACUCAAGGAUGGUGUGCUGCAGCGAUGCAGCAUUGUACGCUGCUGCCGACCCCUUGCGGCGUCUAAAGAGGAGCCUACGCCUUCCUCCAUGUAAUGUAAUGGUUCGAGCGACUCUUCCAAACUGUGAACACCAUGCAGAGUUCCCUUGCUUUUCAAGGGACAGGGAUCGCUUGACUUACCAAUGCAUAGAGCGUGUGUCCACUCUAAGCUGUGGGCAUUCAGCUUCCAUCCUUUGUCACGAGCAGAAAAGAUUUUUGUGUCAGCAGCGUGUUACCAAGACACUCCCUUGUGGCCAUCAUGUUACCAGAACUUGUUGCGAUACAUCCAUGUGUACAUUGGAGGUAGAGAAAGAACUUCCCUGUGGCCACACCGUAUUGCUUGAGUGCUGGAUGGCAACUUCCAACUAUUGGAAAUCAAAGUCCUGUAACGUAAGAGUGCGCACUAAGCUUCCAGACUGUGAACACCACGUGGAAUUUCCUUGCUCGUCCGUAUCAACAGAUCGCCUGAAUUACCAGUGCAGAGAACUUGGCGCCACACUUGACUGUGGCCACAAGGCAGAGGUUGUUUGCUGCAUGAGAAAAAUGUUUCGCUGCCAAGAAAUAUUGGAGAAACGCAUGCCCUGUGGGCACUUAGUUCGUCGAGGGUGCUCUUGGAGAGAUUCGCCUUGCACGGAACGUGUUGAGAGGACACUUGCUUGCGGUCACUCAUUGUGGGUGGAUUGUAGUACAGACUUCAGAGACACCCUGUGCAGUGUGGUUGUCGCGGAACGUCUAGAAUGUGGCCAUACUGCUUCUAGGAUGUGCUUGGACAGCAGCAGUUGCCAGAUGCAGUGUUCGAAUGUUGUUGCAAAGUGCGGACACCGGUGCACAUUGCCCUGUGCACACAAUCGGGUUCAUCCACUACACGAAUGCCAGAAAUGCAAGGACAAAUGUCUCAUAUCUUAAUUUGGCUGCACACCUAAGUUGGAGUGUUCACAUGGUGGUGGUCGUAGAAGCGGUACCCUCCUAGAAGCAGUACUCAGUUCUCGACGGGUUCUAGAUGGGUAGAAAGUGCACAACCUGUGUGCAGUGCCUUUCUUUUUACACAAUUGACUUGGAAUUGAUUUCAGCAUUUUAAUAUGUUUGUUUUUACGCUUGGUCAGAAUAAACUUUUGGAAUGAAUGAAGAAUGAAAAUUUGGAUGCAUAAACCUUCUGUGUCGCUGUUCUCACACUGCAAGCAUAUGUUGCAUUACACGAAGGCGGCACAGGCUAGCUGUUGAAGUACGACGAUGGAGGAAAACCUCAAGACACGGAACGGAGAAGAAGACUACGCAACACAAGCUGCACAUCAUGCCUGCUUUUCAGGCUGGAGCGUUGCGUGUGCUUAGAGCAGGAAAGGAGGCUUAUAAUGGUUAAAUGUGGUUAAAGCGACUCUGAUGAGAAAUCGGAAAUUUUUCUGUUAGCAUCUAUUUUGAAAGCAUAAUAUAUUGCUCCAAGCUGCACCCGAAAUAUUUCAGCUGUGCGUGGAAGCGCAGUUUGUCAAAGGACAGACUGAAAACCGGUUUCACCUUCUCUUCUCAA